UUUUUCAUAGAAUCACCACCCCAUUUGCUUCUAAUCCUUCAAGCAAACCUACAUUUUCCAUUUCAAGAAGAGAUUCCAUCCGGGUCUCUCUCAAAAACCCCACCUUUGAUGAUGGAUGCUGCUUCUGCUGCUGCAACUGCCUCAUCCCCUGCCAUAUCCAUCCAAAACCAAAAGUCACCAUUUCAAGACCUUCCAGAAGCUUCCCCAAAGCCUCACAAGAAAAGCUUCGUGACCACUCUAAUGGAAGCUGCCACUCUUCGCACCCCUUCCUUCAGAGAAGACAACUACUUUGUCUCCCUUCUCAAGUCUUCAGAGAAGAAAGCACUUCAGGAGCUAAAGGACAAGCUCCUUGCUUCUUUUGAUGGUGCUGCUUCUGAUGCUUCCAUGUGGGGUGUUCCUCUCCUUGGUGAAGAUGAUAGAGCUGAUGUUAUACUCUUGAAGUUUCUGAGAGCCAGGGACUUCAGGGUUGGUGAUGCUCUUAACAUGCUUCUCAAGUGCUUGGCUUGGAGGAAAGAGUUUGGUGCUGAAAACGUAGUUGAGGAAGACUUGGGGUUCAAAGAGCUUGAAGGAGUGGUAGCUUAUAUGCAAGGGUAUGACAAAGAGGGCCACCCCGUGUGCUACAAUGCUUAUGGGGUGUUUAGGGACAAGGACAUGUAUGAGAGGAUUUUUGGGGAUGAAGAGAAGCUGAAGAAGUUCCUCAGGUGGAGGGUUCAAGUUCUUGAAAGAGGAAUUAAGCUUCUUCAUUUUAAGCCUGGUGGUGUCAAUUCUCUCAUUCAGGUCACUGACCUCAAGGAUAUGCCUAAGAGAGAGCUUAGGGUGGCUUCUAACCAGAUCCUCUCGUUGUUCCAAGACAACUAUCCAGAAAUGGUGGCUCGCAAGAUUUUCAUCAAUGUGCCCUGGUACUUCAGCAUGUUGUAUUCGAUGUUCAGUCCAUUUCUGACUCAAAGAACUAAGAGCAAGUUUGUGAUCUCUAAGGAAGGAAAUGCCGCAGAGACACUCUACAAAUUUGUGAGGCCUGAAGAUAUUCCUGUUCAGUAUGGAGGACUGAAUCGGCCUAGUGAUUUGCAGAAUGGUCCCCCAAAACCUGCUUCUGAGUUCACAGUCAAAGGAGGGGAGAGAGUGAACAUACAAAUAGAAGGAAUUGAGGCUGGUGCAACAAUUACAUGGGACAUUGUGGUUGGAGGGUGGGACUUGGAAUACUGUGCUGAGUUUGUCCCAAAUGCUGAAGGAAGCUACACCAUAGCAGUUGAGAAGCCGAGGAAGAUUGGAGCCUCAGAAGAAGCAAUCCACAACUCAUACACUUCAAAAGAAUCUGGCAAAAUGGUACUCUCUGUUGAUAACACUGCUUCUAGAAGGAAAAAAGUUGCUGCUUAUCGUUAUGUUGUCCGCAAAUGCAGCACCAUUAAAGAUGGCCAUUAAGCCUCCACUAGUUUUUAGGAGCUUUUUAAUGUUUUGCUCAAGAUGUUUCUUUCUCCUGCUUUUUACUUUUUUGGAGGGUCUCAUUUAUGCUUCUGAACUUGUUUAAAGCCUUAUAUAGAGGUAUUUAUUAACUAGCAGUGUACUAAUGUAAUGUAAAAAAAAAAAAAGAGAAAAAUGGUGGGUAGUAUAUUGCUUGGUAUAGAAGAAAAGCAAUUAAGUUUGCUUAUAUAGCAUACCAUACUACUCUUUGUCCUUUUGUUCGUUUGUGAGCAUGUGACCUUUGCCAUUGUCCUUUGGGACACGUGGGGUAUUGAGAUAGAGACAGAGAGAUUGGCUAUUUGGCAUUGUGUAUGUAUGUUGCAAUCU
This is a messenger RNA of Gastrolobium bilobum, 1785 nucleotides long. RefSeq names its product patellin-6-like. The transcript is spliced from 4 exons. Lineage: Eukaryota; Viridiplantae; Streptophyta; Magnoliopsida; Fabales; Fabaceae. Gene Ontology annotation, molecular function: lipid binding. The record is from RefSeq and is a predicted model, not a curated record. Bases 109 to 1419 code for a protein of 436 amino acids.